GGGUCCCCUCCCCUGCCGUAGCGGGGGGCCCCCGCGGAGGCGGCGGGGUCCCCCCGAGGGCGCGGUAGUGACGGCGGCUCCGUCCCCGCAGUUGGUCCCCCGGUGGUCGGCUCCCCGCGCGGGGUGAGGGGCGGGCAGGUGGGCGAUGAAUGGGUUCAGCACCGAGGAGGACAGCCGGGAUGGGCCGCCCCCCGCCCCCUUUUACGGCCAGAGCUGCUGCCUCAUCGACGACGGGGACCGCUGCGUGCGCCCCGCCGGCAACGCGUCCUUCAGCAAGAGGAUCCAGAAGAGCAUCUCGCAGAAGAAGCUGAAGCUGGACAUCGACAAAAGUGUGAGGCAUCUGUAUAUCUGUGAUUUUCACAAGAACUUCAUUCAAAGUGUUCGGAACAAAAGGAAGAGGAAGACAAGCGAUGAUGGAGGUGACUCUCCUGAGCACGACACAGAUGUUCCAGAGGUUGACUUGUUCCAGCUCCAAGUGAACACCCUGCGACGUUACAAGAGACAUUAUAAAUUGCAGACUAGGCCUGGACUCAACAAGGCUCAGCUUGCAGAAACUGUCAGUCGUCAUUUCAGGAAUAUUCCAGUGAAUGAGAAGGAGACACUUGCAUAUUUCAUCUACAUGGUGAAGAACAAUAAGAGCAGGCUGGACCAGAAAUCAGAAGGCAGCAAACAACUUGACUGAAGAUUAACAAGGCUUGGAAUAAGAGAGACCUUGAAGGAACAGGUGGUAUUGUGCAUUUUAGGUUUAUAAAAACUGUUAAAAGUAUAUUGUAAAUUUUUUUUAAAAUGCAGUGUCUGAAUGACAGAAAAAAAUAUAGACAUUCUAAUGAGGAGUAUUUCAAAACAUGUGCCCAGCAUGUUUCCGAAGACUUCUUCCCCUCAUUUCAAAGUCAUAUUGGAAUAAAAAAAAGAGGAUAAUGGGCAAACCAAAUGAAUCUGUAGAACUGUGGAGUUUGUCAACUUGCUGUUUUAAACCAUUUCUGGAAAUCUACAUCUCAGUGCAGUUCAAAUGCCAGAUGGAAUUGUUUUCACUGAAUUCAGGCUGCAUCCCAAACCACCAUGCAGUUUGUCUUGGUACAGGACUGGAAGAGCAGCAGAGAUAAAAUUCAUUAUCAAGGUGCAUGGGUCAGAAGUUUGUAUGAAGCUUAUUGCUCACCUACACAUGCUCUGUCUUGCCUUGAGUUAGUGCUUCAAGUCCCAAACUUCUACAAAUGCUCCAGCUCACCAGAUCUACUCCAGUGAAUGCUACUUGACCAGUCUGAAAUUGGUGGGGUUUUUUGCCAUUUUUUUCCUCCCGACCCCAUCCGACACAGAUGCCAACCAACUCUCUGCAGUUUCUUUUCCAAUUUCUUCCAAGAACUCACUAAUUAAAUUUUGUGUAAGCAUUUAAAAAUUUCUGCAUUUCUCUGAAUGUGGUAUUAAGGCAAACACAACCUAUUUGCUGUGUCUGAUCAUGUUGGUAGAAGUGCUUAUUUAAUUGAUUUAUGCAUAUUUCAGUGAUGGUAAGUGAAACAAUGGCUUGAGACAUCAGUUUCUUAAUUUCUGUGUCAGGUCAGUAUCAGUCACAAGCAAUGCACAUUUUAUACUGAAUUUUUAGCAGGUGUCACAAAAUUGCUAUGUGCAUUCAGGGGCUCUGUUUAGUAUAAAGCAGAUAUAUGGGUGAGGCACCAUAACCAGGGCAGUGAUCUGACUGGAGCAUUUCAUGAUACAUUUCAUCUCCCUCUGCAAUGGGCAAGAAGCAUCAAAGCAUUUGCCUUCCAUGAGCAUUACAUGUGCUUUCAUUAGAGCUGUGUGAGUGAGGGUGGCACUGGUGCUCCCUGACAGGGCACUGUAGGAGGAGAUCACCCUGAUUUUAUUUAAAGCCGAGGUGUCCUUAGAGAUAAUACAGUGAUUAUUUUGGCAAAAGGAGCUUUUAAAAGUGUUGGUCAUGACUGACUGUUCUCCAGUGACCUCAAAUUCUCUUCAGGGGAAUCUCAUGAUUUAAAGCAUCGCUCUGUUUCCUUGCUGUCCUGACCAGUGUCUCCAUUCUGGUACAAGAUGCCAAGACUCCACACAGAGAGGAUAUUCUUAACAAGCCUUAAGCAAUGAAAUGAACAGUAGAAAACUUGAGCUAGCAUUUUGUAAAUGGCAGGUUUUAUUAUUUCAAAACUGGAUGAAGUUUUGUUUAAGAGCUAAACACACUGGUCAUGGUCCCAGCUUAGUACUGCAUUAUGUUUUGUAAGGCAUGAAGGGUUCACUUAGUGAAGCUCUUGUUAAAGCUCUCCCAGGGUCUCUUUAAAAUUGAAGUCACAGUUUAAAGCAAGUUCACAUCACUCUGAAUUGUUUGCUAAUACUCCAAAAACAUGUUCAACAAACUUCAGCAUGUCUUAAGUCCUUUGUCAUAGGCAGAAAUACUCUGUUAUGGUACAUGUCCCAUUUGUGACAUCUUGGGAGUGUGAUUAUGUCAGCAUUUCCUUGUUCAAUUCUGUAUGGAUUUUUAGAAUAUCAUACAAGAGAGAGGUUCAAGGAAUGAGGAGAGAAUGUCUUGUGUCAGUAUUUCAUGAAUGUUUAAAAAUUUCCUA
This is a messenger RNA of Lonchura striata (white-rumped munia), 2561 nucleotides long. It is a transcript of the gene SAP30L, whose product is annotated as SAP30 like. Gene Ontology annotation, molecular function: protein binding; transcription coregulator activity. The record is from RefSeq and is a predicted model, not a curated record. Gene Ontology annotation, biological process: regulation of DNA-templated transcription. Gene Ontology annotation, cellular component: histone deacetylase complex. NCBI's taxonomy places the organism in Eukaryota, Metazoa, Chordata, Aves, Passeriformes, Estrildidae.